AGUCGGCAUCGACGAUUCCCGUUUUUCCGAUCGCCCGAUAUCAGGUCCGCGGACGAGGCGGCCGAAGCGCCCUGCCGAGCGAUUGCAGCUGAGCCCCGAGGAGAAGCGGCCGCGGACGGCCUUCAGCCCGGAGCAGCUGCAGAGGUUGACCAACGAGUUCACGCUCAACAAGUAUCUGACCGAGCCGAGACGCCAGUCGCUCUCGAGGGAGCUCGGCCUCAACGAGGCCCAGAUCAAGAUCUGGUUCCAGAACAAGCGCGCCAAGAUCAAGAAGGCCAGCGGCCAGAAGAAUCCGCUCGCGCUGCAGCUGAUGGCCCAGGGGCUCUACAACCACUCCACGGUGCCGCUCACCAAGGAGGAGAUGGAGCAGGCCGCCGAGCUGCAGGCCAAGUGAGCCUCGCCCGGGCGCGCGCGCGGUCACUGCCGGGUGCCGACAGGGCGCCUUCCAGCGGGAGCAGUGAUCGCGGAGAUUCCGCCGAGCACGGACGCAGCGUUGCGCGGAGCGCUCCAGGCGCGGGCGAGCAAGGCGGCCGAGCGUAGGCGCCCCCAGCCCCAUCGUGGCUCCGUAAACUUAUUGUACAGUAUAAUGUAAAAUAGCACUGCGCGGCCAGACAGCGAGGAGAGGUAAUUGCGAUGUGCAAUAGAACUUUAUAAAUAUGUGUAGUUAAAGAUAUAUAGCUGGAGCUCGGUCGCUCGCGCGCCGACGCGGAGCCGACGCGGAGCCGACGCGGAGCCGACGCGCAGCCGACGCGCAGCCGACGCACAGCCGACGCGUCCUUGUCUAAGAUAAUCGACGAUAAUCGACCUGUACAUAUAAAUACAUCAGUCGUCUGGUGUAAUUGCUUAUAGACUGUUCAAGAUAAUUUAGUUAUUUAUUUAUCGAUUAUAAAUAAUGAAGCGCGCGGCCGCGAACUACUGCUGCGCGCACGCGCACCUGAUAGAAUGAGCGUGGACGAUGCGCAGCAUAAAGCAACACUCGAGAAGAUAUGUACGCGUGCGUGCGCAACGAUGAGGCAGAGCAAAACCGUGAUGAUUAAAUAUUCCCAAUAUG
Messenger RNA from Phymastichus coffea, 1051 nucleotides. RefSeq names its product homeobox protein E60-like. The transcript is spliced from 2 exons. Gene Ontology annotation, cellular component: nucleus. Lineage: Eukaryota; Metazoa; Arthropoda; Insecta; Hymenoptera; Eulophidae. The record is from RefSeq and is a predicted model, not a curated record. Gene Ontology annotation, molecular function: DNA-binding transcription factor activity, RNA polymerase II-specific; RNA polymerase II cis-regulatory region sequence-specific DNA binding. Gene Ontology annotation, biological process: multicellular organism development; neuron differentiation; regulation of transcription by RNA polymerase II. The annotation marks the transcript as partial.